CGUAUCUAUAAAAUUCUAAUCAAUGGGUUGUAUCACUAAACGGAUUUCGUUAUUGAAGUCUCUGCCACUCUUUUUCCACAACGCGGAGGCGAGAGUCGAGUCCUAGAAGGUGAAGUGACAGAGAUAAGAUGUGGCCCUCAAUAUUGGACGUAGCCAAAGCGAACCUUUUCGUGACAGCUAAAUGUCAGGGGCAGAACGAAAUUUCACAGCCGUUAGUUAAGAAUCGUAAUAUCGCGAUGGCAUCCGCUGAUACAGGCGAUAGCUGUGAGUUUGGAUCAAACAAAUACUUUAUGCUAUGUGGUUUGGGUGGUAUUUUGUCAUGUGGUAUCACUCAUACCAUGGUUACACCUUUGGAUUUGGUUAAAUGCCGAAUUCAGGUAAACCCUGAAAAAUAUAAAUCAGUCUUCAAUGGAUUCAGGGUGACAUUGGCUGAAGAUGGUACCCGUGGUUUGGUAAAAGGAUGGGCUCCAACAUUUUUUGGUUAUUCUACUCAAGGAAUGUUCAAAUUUGGUCUUUAUGAAGUCUUCAAAGUAUAUUAUUCAGCCAUUGCUGGAGAGGAACUGUCUUAUGAAUACAGGACAAGUUUAUAUCUAGUUUCUUCAGCAUCAGCAGAAUUCUUUGCUGACAUUGGUCUAGCUCCCCUUGAAGCUGCUAAAGUUAGGAUUCAAACCAUGCCUGGAUAUGCAAAUACUUUGAGAGAAGCCUUUCCCAAGAUGUUUGCUGAAGAAGGUCUUGGUGGCUUCUACAAAGGGCUGGUACCUUUGUGGCUUCGUCAAAUUCCAUACACAAUGAUGAAGUUUGCUUGUUUCGAGCGUACUGUCGAACUUUUGUACAAAUAUGUAGUUCCCAAACCAAGAUUAGAAUGCUCAAAAGGUGAGCAGUUGGUUGUCACCUUCGCAGCUGGUUAUAUCGCUGGUGUAUUCUGUGCAAUUGUAUCUCAUCCUGCUGAUUCUGUUGUAUCAAAAUUAAAUCAAGAAAAAGGAUCAACAGCAGGUGAGGUUCUGAGAAAACUUGGUUUUGCUGGUGUAUGGAAGGGUCUUGGUCCUAGGAUUGUCAUGAUCGGUACAUUGACGGCAGCACAAUGGUUUAUCUAUGAUGCUGUGAAGGUAUGGCUCCGUAUGCCGCGCCCACCACCUCCAGAGAUGCCAGAAUCUCUUAAGAAGAAAUACGGACUUGCUUAAUUGUCGUGUACCAUCGAUAUUUUUAAUCGAAUUGAGAAGCAAUUACAGUUAGAGAGAAAAACAGGCAUAGCUAAAUUACAUAAUUUCCUCACAAUACAUUGUCGAACAAUGUUUUGCCAUACAAUUUUGAGUAUUUAUUCUGUAAUACAAACAGUGCAGGACCCACUGCCUUAAUAUUAGAAGUAUUAAUGUGCUACAUCCGUGAACUGUAUUGCUUUACCAUCAGUUUGAUCGUAAAGGAAGUAGCACAUUUAAGAAAAAAAAUUCGAUAGUGACAGUGAGUUACCUAAUGUAACUAACGACUGUUACUUUGUACAUAGAGUAAUCACUGUAAAUAAAAGCUCUGUGAUUGCUCGAUUAA
Megalopta genalis is the source of this 1542-nucleotide messenger RNA. It is a transcript of the gene Mpcp1, whose product is annotated as Mitochondrial phosphate carrier protein 1. The record is from RefSeq and is a predicted model, not a curated record. NCBI's taxonomy places the organism in Eukaryota, Metazoa, Arthropoda, Insecta, Hymenoptera, Halictidae. Gene Ontology annotation, molecular function: phosphate transmembrane transporter activity. Gene Ontology annotation, biological process: mitochondrial phosphate ion transmembrane transport. Gene Ontology annotation, cellular component: mitochondrial inner membrane.